AAUAUUUUUCUCUCUCUAGACCGAACCAAACCCUAAAUAAACCCCACCAUACAGCCUUGCCACCUCUAUUGCAUGCCCCUUUUGUUUCAUUUCUCUCAUCCUUAUUCUUCUCUUCCUCUCUUCUUCUCUAAUAAAAACCAAUAUCGAAACAAGAAAUCUUAAGAACCGAUUACCACUGGCCAAGAAACCAGAACAGAGGGCACGCAUACAAGGCUUUUUAAAGUGAGCGGAAAGCAAUUCUAGAAGCAUCUUCAUCAUCCUUCUCUCUUUCAUUUUCUCCUCAUGGCUGUAGAAGCCGGCCAUCUCAAUCUAUUCCCCCCUCAACUCUUAGGCAACAGAGAAAUGAUGAACCAAGUUGAAGCAAAUACAAAUAUCUACAAUACCCAGAUGGGAUAUCGUCUUCCAUUGUCAGGAACUACAUCAACAACAGAAACACUACUUCCUAUCUACAAUUCUGUUAUUACAGAUUCCUUCCCUCAAAAGACACCAAUCAAAUCGGAAAGUGGCCUUUCCUACAAUCAUCUUCCUAUGCAAAGAAAACGCUCAAGAGAGUCCAUUAAUCCUCUUCUCUCGUACCCAACUCCACAGCCUAACAAGACUGCCUCUCCUCUCUCAUUUCUAGGCCAAGACAUCUCUCUACAGAUCCAGCAACAGCAACUAGACAUCGACCACCUUAUUUCUCAACAUAUGGAGAAAGUGAGGAUGGAGUUAGAAGAUAAGAGAAAGAGGCAAGCGAGAAGGAUAAUCGAGGCGAUAGAGGAAGGGAUGCUAAAGAGGCUAAGGGCAAAAGAGGAAGAAAUCGAAAAGAUUGGUAAAUUAAAUUGGGCGCUAGAGGAGAGAGUUAAGUCUUUAUGCAUAGAGAAUCAAAUAUGGCGAGACUUGGCACAAACUAACGAGGCUACAGCCAAUGCUCUAAGGACCAACCUUGAACAAGUCCUUGCAGCGCAGGUUAAGGAAGAGCGCACCCGUUGCGCAGGAUUAGACGAAGCAGCAGCAGCAGCAGAAAUGGACGACGCCCAAUCAUGCUGCGGCAGCAGCGAUGAAGGGGAAGAGGAAGGGGAAAAAAGAAGACUAUCAGAGAGGUGCACUUUAGCAAGUAGAGCACACGACAAGGACACGGGUUCAAGUAGUAGGAUGUGCAGAAAGUGUAGGAAAGAGGAGUCGUGUGUGUUGCUAUUGCCGUGCAGGCAUCUUUGCUUGUGUACUGUUUGCGGGUCUAGUCUCAAUACUUGCCCAAUCUGUAAAGCCACCAAAAAUGCCAGUUUCCAUGUUAACAUGUCAUGAAAAGUUUACAUCCCAAGAAAAAAAAAACCCAGUAAACAUAAGUUGAAGAAACAAAAAUAUGUCCAUUUUCUAUCUCUUCUUCUGAAUUUCAGUUAGAAUGAUUCUUUCA
Messenger RNA from Ricinus communis (castor bean), 1393 nucleotides. Its product is annotated as probable BOI-related E3 ubiquitin-protein ligase 3. The coding region runs from base 283 to 1284 and encodes 333 amino acids. Gene Ontology annotation, biological process: regulation of programmed cell death. NCBI's taxonomy places the organism in Eukaryota, Viridiplantae, Streptophyta, Magnoliopsida, Malpighiales, Euphorbiaceae. Gene Ontology annotation, molecular function: ubiquitin-protein transferase activity. The record is from RefSeq and is a predicted model, not a curated record. The transcript is spliced from 3 exons.